CUUUCAGUGGUAUCUGAGGGUGGUCUGUGAUCAAUAGGCAUGGGAAACAUCUCCUUUUGGGACGAUCUGAACAGCUCCUGCAGCAAUGCAGGCAACAGCUGCUACCUGGAAAACAGCAUGAGGUUCAACUUCACCCUCCAAGAGCAGGCAGCUGAUUUUUACGUUGUCCUGCCUGUGAUCUACUCUGUGAUCUGUGCUGUGGGGCUCACAGGCAACACUGCUGUCAUCUAUGUGAUCCUCAAGGCCCCCAAGAUGAAGACUGUGACCAACAUGUUCAUCCUGAACCUCGCUAUCGCUGAUGACUUGUUCACCCUUGUCCUGCCCAUCAAUAUUGCAGAGCACCUCCUCCGCUACUGGCCCUUCGGAGAAAUCCUCUGCAAGGUCAUCUUGUCCAUAGACCACUACAAUAUCUUCUCCAGCAUUUAUUUCCUGACAGUGAUGAGCAUAGACAGGUACCUGGUGGUACUGGCUACGGUCAGGUCCAAGAGGAUGCCCCACCGCACGUACCGAGCGGCCAGGAUUGUCAGCCUGUGCAUCUGGAUCCUGGUCACCAUCAUAGUCCUCCCUUUCAUCAUCUUUGCCAAUGUCUACACCGACGACCUGGAGAUCAAGAGCUGUGGUCUCAAUUUCCCCAAGCCUGAGAGGUUUUGGUUCAAAGCCAGCAGGAUCUACACCCUCAUCCUUGGCUUUGCCAUUCCAGUAUCCACCAUCUGCAUCCUCUACACCAUGAUGCUCUACAAGCUGAGGAACAUGCACUUGAACUCCAACGCCAGAGCCCUGGACAAAGCCAAGAAGAAAGUCACCAUUAUGGUCUUCAUAGUCCUGGCUGUGUUCCUCUUCUGUUGGACCCCCUUCCACCUGGCCACCAUCGUGGCUUUGACCACUGACUUACCCCAGACCUCCAUGGUCAUUGGGAUAUCCUACUUCAUCACCAGCCUAAGCUAUGCCAAUUCGUGCUUGAAUCCUUUCUUGUACGCUUUCCUGGACGACAGUUUUCGGAAAAGUUUCCGGAAGUUGCUGGAAUGCAGAACUUCUUGAACAGGGGGUUGGGGCUGGCAGGUCCCUGCCCUUCCAGGGUUUUUCAGGAGAAACUUUGCAGACUGGAGGAGUGGCCAAUGAAUGCACAAUGUCCUUUGUUUGGUUUACAUGUAACGUGUGGUCUGUUUGUAACCCUCAGCAGCAGCAGGGUUUGUCCUGCCCACUUGCAACUCUUGUAUUUCCCCUCUUUGCUCCUAUCAGCUUCUCAGAGUUGCAUUUCUAGACCCUGAUUUUGAAUUUCACCCUCUGAAUUAUUAAGGACAGAACAUCUCCUUUUCAGGGGUGUACUUCUGCCACAGAGUGGUCCUUUAUUGCCAUCUGCUGUACAGCACAGACAGGCUGGAGACCAAUUUCCAGAGGAGUGCAAAGCUCAGUUCUUUAUCACUGAGUUAUUAGGGAGGAUUGUUUAAUGGAGCAGAGCUAAUGAGCACUUUCAAUGAAACAUCAGUAAAACAGAGGAUGAGUAUUUGGAAGAGAAAAGAAACUAUUUUCAAUGUUCACAUAUGUUCCUGUGUGUUAUGGCUUCCUUUUCAUUUUGAAGGAUCAUCCAUCUUCCACCCCACCACAAAUUUUCUCUUUUCUGACUUGUUAAAUUUAGACCAAAAGGAAGAUGUGAGUCUCAAAAAUAGUGCUAAACAGCACACCAUACAAAUACUAUAACAACUGUGAGAACUUGUGUUAGAAAUCAUUUUGAACUAGUUGUUCCUGUUAAGUGUCAAAUACAUAUUUAAGAGUGAGUAAUGAAAUAAACCUCGUGGGGGAAUAAAGAGACUGGUCCUUCUUUCACAAGAGAAAAUUUAUGCUACUUGUGCCAUAUCUUUGCUAUAUAUAUUGCAUUUUGCCUAUUAUAAAAUAAAACAUGGUAGGUUUGUAACAAAAUUAAGGUGUUUUGUAAGCCAUAAGAAAAACUCUAGCGAGCA
Agelaius phoeniceus (red-winged blackbird) is the source of this 1958-nucleotide messenger RNA. RefSeq names its product neuropeptides B and W receptor 2 (gene NPBWR2). Gene Ontology annotation, molecular function: neuropeptide binding; neuropeptide receptor activity. Gene Ontology annotation, biological process: neuropeptide signaling pathway. Gene Ontology annotation, cellular component: plasma membrane; neuron projection. The record is from RefSeq and is a predicted model, not a curated record. Lineage: Eukaryota; Metazoa; Chordata; Aves; Passeriformes; Icteridae.